Molecule: messenger RNA, 790 nt
Organism: Nezara viridula (southern green stink bug)
Lineage: Eukaryota; Metazoa; Arthropoda; Insecta; Hemiptera; Pentatomidae
Source: the annotation of a GenBank genome assembly
AUGCUCCCCAGCUACCAGCAGCAACCGCACAAGCCGUCCAGGAAGCCCAAGCUCCAGCAGUACUCCAAGCAGCCUUCCUCACCGAACCAGAUACCCGGCCCCUGGCGUCCGGUCAAGAGGCCCCUCAAUGGCAUCAAGCCAGGACAGCACGUAAUCAAGCCCAUCUUCCAGCACCACGACGAUCUCCCCGACCAUCGCCCGAUGAAGGUCAAAUACAUUCCUCUUGCCCCGACCUUCCACUACGUGCCCGGCGGAAUGGCGAUCAUGAUGCCACAAGCAGAGCCCUCCAAGAUACCUAAGGAAGCCUACGAUAACAAGAAUGGUCCUGUCCUGUUCCCAGAGACUCCUGAUGACAGCACUCCAGCAACAGAACGAGACGGUACUCCUAUCAAACCGACAUCGAAUCCGGGGCGUAUCGGUGGUUAUGCCUCAAUUCCCUUUGAUUACCUGAGGUACCUGAAAACCCCCAAUUUAUCAGUGAACUCUCUGAAUGUGUAUCCACAAUAUUUUUAGAAUAAUCAGGUUAAUCGAAAGAGCAUAUUUAUCCUUUGAUUUGUGCAAAGGUGCCAAAAUCAUUGAUAUAAACACUUUUGAGUGGUAAAAGGAAAAUUUCCUACUAAAGAAAAUUACUUUAAAAAAUGAAUACUACUCAAGUAAUUUAAAUUUGACAAAAUAAUUUAAGGAACAACCCUAGAAUGGUGCUCUAUGGUUUAAAUCACUUGUCUAUACUUACUUCACCAGCUUCCUCAAAACGGUCUUCAUAAACAUAGUUGAUUUUGAAUUUUUAUCU